This is a messenger RNA of Fusarium vanettenii 77-13-4, 852 nucleotides long. RefSeq lists its product as uncharacterized. The coding region runs from base 1 to 852 and encodes 283 amino acids. The record is from RefSeq and is a predicted model, not a curated record. Gene Ontology annotation, molecular function: trans-aconitate 2-methyltransferase activity. NCBI's taxonomy places the organism in Eukaryota, Fungi, Ascomycota, Sordariomycetes, Hypocreales, Nectriaceae. The transcript has a single exon.
AUGACAUCAAUUGUCAGUCGCUCCAACUUUCACAUCUCGACACGCUCCAUGAUGGCGCAAACCGAGCCAAAGGCCCAAGACUGGUCCGCAUCUCAGUACUUAAAGUUCGCCAAACAGCGUACUCGACCCUCCCGCGAUCUCCUUGCCCAAGUGCCCCUCGAGUCUCCUAGUUUUAUCCUCGACGUGGGCUGCGGACCAGGCAACUCGACCCAAGUCCUGGUAGACCGUUACCCCGGCGCCGUGAUCGAAGGAAUCGACUCUUCUCCCGGCAUGAUUACCGAAGCGCGAAAAGCCCUACCUCAGAUCAAGUUUUCGGUCGCCGAUCUGAAAACGCAUACACCGCAGAAGCCGCUGGAUUUGGUAUUUUCCAAUGCCGUCUUCCAGUGGCUCAAGGCCGACGAACGAGUUCCUACGAUGAAGAGAAUGAUGCAAUGGCUUCGCCCAGGAGGAGUGUUGGCGAUCCAGGUUCCAGACAACUACCUCGAACCAUCGCACAUUGCAAUGCGUGCUGUUGCGAAUGAAGGCCGCUGGGCCAGCAUCUUGGGACCGCUCCGUCCAGCCCUUGACCAGUUUGCCACACCUCAACAGUUUUAUGAUGAACUUAGUCCACUCUCUUCAUCCGUUGAUAUCUGGCAUACUCUUUAUCAGCACCCCUUGGACGAUCAUCAGAGUCUUGUGGAGUGGGUGAAAGGCACGGGUCUGCGGCCAUUUCUCAAUCCCCUUAGCCCAGAAGACAAAGAGGCCUUUGCAGAGAGUUAUCUUGCCAGGUUGAAAGACAUUUAUCCGGUUUCUGUUGAUGGAAAGGUUCUUCUGAGAUAUCCACGACUUUUUAUGAUUGCUGUGAGAGAGUAA